Molecule: messenger RNA, 1553 nt
Organism: Triticum dicoccoides
Lineage: Eukaryota; Viridiplantae; Streptophyta; Magnoliopsida; Poales; Poaceae
Product: RING-H2 finger protein ATL66-like
Exons: 1
Coding region: 424-1005 (193 amino acids)
Source: RefSeq, a predicted model, not a curated record
CGGGCCUCGCGGCUAGCUUCCGUUCCGCCUGUGCCCCACCGGCCGGAGCCAUUUUUCCAAGCUUAAAAGGGACGGCCGAGGACUUUGAAUUUUAAAACCACGCUCCCCGUCCAGCAGCUCGCUCACUCUCCGGUCGAUCGCUCUCUCGCCAGGCCGAGCCACACCGCCACUUGCCACGAUAUUUCCUCGCUCGCCCGCUCCUUCCACCGAUCGCCUGCACCACAAGCCGGCCGGCCGGCAGCGCGCUCGGUCUCCCAUGCGCUGCCUUUGACCACCAGAGCUCCACAAGUCCGCACCCCGCACAUGGCGUGAGAGGGUGGGCUAGCUGCUACUAGCUGAUAAGUCCAAGAAGUCCAAGCUCGUGCACGUCGAGGCUUGCGUGCGUGCGUGCCUGCAGAGUUCGCGGGGAGAAGGAGAGAACCGAUGGCCGCGCAGGAGGGCGCCGCGGGGACGACGAACCAGGUGGAGAGGGUGCGGUACGGCGACGUCGACGACAGCAACUUCGCGCUGCGCGGCCGCGCGGUGCCGCUGCUGGCCGGCCUGCUCGCCCUCCUCGUCGCCUUCGUCGCCGUCUGCCUCUACCUCCGCUGGGCGUGCAGCCGCCGCCGCGCCCGCCGCGACGCCGACCGCGAUGCCUCGUCCUCGUCCGCCGCGGCGUCGCCCGUGCCCGGCCUCGACGCCGACGCCAUCAAUGGGCUGCUCGUCACGCUCUACAGCCCGCCCGCCUCCUCGCCGGCGCGCUCCCCUUCUCGGCACAAGGGCGACGGUGGAGACGAGGAGGAGCAGGCGGCGGCUGUGGAGUGCUCGAUCUGCAUCAGCGCGCUGGUGGCCGGGGACAAGGUGAAGGCGCUCCCUCCCUGCGGCCACUGCUUCCACCCGGAGUGCGUCGACGCCUGGCUCCGCUCCCAGCCCAGCUGCCCGCUCUGCCGCACGCUCCUCCUCCCCGCCGCCGCCGUCGCCAAGCCGGUCGACGUUGUCAACGGAGGCGCCCCGCCGCCGGUGUGACUCGUGAGCCAGAAGACAACGUGCUCGCACGCCAACUCACCGAAGCAUGACAAGGAGGCCCCACCUGUAAGCCACUUACUGCUAUCUUCACCGCAAGAAAGCCCGUCCUGGUUUAACAACAGAGCCAAAUGACCAAUGUGGCUAGCUAACUGGCCCCGGCCCCCGGCGAGGUGCGUCAUCGCCGGCCGGAAAGGCAGGGCCAGCUGUGCCAUGGCACCACGGGAGCCGUUCUUUCGCAGGCCGGCCGGCCGGCGUGGGGUCGCGUCGUCUCUCCGGCCACUUUUCUACCUUAAAUUUUCCGUUCAAGCCCCCAAAGGGAAGGACAGCGGUGUAGGCUGUACAUUAAACUAUCUAUCGCCAAGAGUAUUGUAGCACCGUCACUGCGUACGCGGUGGCAGCUCAGUGGUGCCCGGGCUAAUGGCAUCUCGAUGUGUACGUAGUUUAACAGCACUGAUCGCCUUUAUUUUAAGUCCCAGGAUCUAUCUGCUUGUCACCAUCCUGAUCGCGUUUGCGUAUAGUAAUCUGCGCUUUUGGGGCAGCUCCCGUAA